Molecule: messenger RNA, 2802 nt
Organism: Puntigrus tetrazona (Sumatra barb)
Lineage: Eukaryota; Metazoa; Chordata; Actinopteri; Cypriniformes; Cyprinidae
Gene: retreg1
Product: reticulophagy regulator 1
Exons: 9
Coding region: 63-1442 (459 amino acids)
Biological process (GO): negative regulation of neuron apoptotic process; reticulophagy
Cellular component (GO): endoplasmic reticulum membrane
Source: RefSeq, a predicted model, not a curated record
ACCGACCAAACAACAACAAAAUAAACAGCAGCUGGCAGCGCGCGCGAGGAGCGGGCUUUGCUAUGGCUAAUCAGGGUGGAUGCGAUAGCCCGGACGCUUCAGAGGUGGAGCCGGUGGGAAAGAGCUCCGGCGAGGCUUCCUCGAGACCACUCAGCUCAGGUGGAGGAGGAGAGAUGGCGGUGAAAGAGGAAGAGCAGCCUUCGGGAGUCCGACACCCUGCAGACACUUAUCCUCUGUACCGCGUAUCAAAGCUCAUUAACUGGAAAAAACCGUUAUGGACUUCCGCUUUCUUCGCAACUACAAAUAUAGCGUUUUGGUUUGUGUCCCUUAGUCCCUGUCGAACGUUCAGCCUCAUCUCCAUGUGUGUGGCUCUCUUAGUGAUGAUACAACCGAUGAGAGAUCUGGUUCUUUCCAGAUCAAGAGGAGCCACUCUAUGGAGGAGUAUGACCAGCAGCUGGGAGGUCAUUGAUUCUGUCCAGGAGGGCAAGUCUGGAUCAGGAUCUCCAUUCACAGACUUCUGGACGAGCCUCAAGCUCUUCAUUGAGGAGACUUCCUCUUUUAAGCAGCAGAAUCCAGGCAAGUUCUGUCUGCUGGUCUGCAGUAUGUGUACUUUUCUGGCAAUACUUGGACGUUACAUUCCAGGGGUUGUUAUUUCAUACAUCUUAGUGCUAGGCAUUUUUCUCUGGCCUUUGGUGUCGUCACAUGAGUUUGGGAUGUGGUUGGAACCAGUUCUGCAGAAACUGGACUUUGGAGUGGGCGAGUUUCUUCAGAAAAUAAAGGAGAAUCAUGAGAAAAGAAUACUCCAGUCACAAGCCAAGAGAGAGAGCAUUGAAGCAGAUCUGUCUGCACUUUUUCCCAAGAUGGACUCCAUCGUUUGCAAAGAGCUGUCUAUAUCUGACACAGAGGUCUCUGAAAUAACAUGGACAGACAAUGGCACCUUUAACCUUUCAGAGGGACACACACCUCAGACAGAAAACUCUGAAGACUCAGACCGGCGAAGUGACGAGGAAGUCUUCACCGGCGGACUACCAGAGUUUCCUUCUUUAGACAAUGGCUUAGGAACAAAUGGAGAUGACGAUGAAGACCUGAGCAUUGGGAUGCCCACCCCUCCAGCCCACCCCAGCAGGGUCGGCUCCACACAGUCAGAGGAGGAACCCGUGGCCCAGGCCUUGGAGGUUGUGCAGAGGCUGGCUGGAGACGUAAUCACAGCAGCAGUAACCGCAGCCAUGCAGGAACGCCUGGAGGCAGCUGUAGCGCCUGCGCUGGUCCAGGCCCUGGCAGAGGAAUCGGACAGUGAGGCGGAGGACUUUGAGUUGUUAGACCAAUCAGAGCUGGAACAGCUGGAAGGCGAGCUGGGGCUGGAUCGCUCGGGCCGUGCAGAAGCGUCUAAACCUAGCAAACCCUCUUCAGGCUUUCUGUCCAAACUACUGGGGCGCCAAUGAUUUUAUUCAGAGGGGCUCUGCUUCCCUCUGUGAUGGGAUGUGGGUGGGAGGAUAAAUGUCGGGUUUACAGGAAAAGGUCCAGAGUAAUGAAGGUAUUCCAUUGUUUUACUUUGCUGGUGUGAUUCAGUCGUUUUACCAUAAAAAAAACAAAGUCAUCUGCUGAAGGAGGUUGCUUGUGUAUUUCACGGGGAAGAAGACUGUGGCUGGUUUUGGCGUAGCUCCAUCUCAGAAGGUCAUCGGAGGAAAUCCUGUCAACCUCCAACCCGCCAAUGACCAGAGGGUUAUGGACCAGAGUAAAGUCAUUCGUUUAACUGUUAAAGGGCUGGUAGACGCAGGAUAGUCCAUAUUUUGCUGCCAAAUAUUUUUUCUUUUUUCAACUUCACAUAAUUACUCCUAAAAUAAAGCUUCAUGGCCAAAGACUAAGGGCCUCCCACUAACUGACAAUCAGGAUAGCACUUAUAAACAAACAGAAACCACACAACGAGUAUGUCAUUUUAUUUGAAAUAUUUUGUUUUCUAAUUUUUUUGUAAUUUUUUUUUUUUUUAUUAAGGAUUUUUGAGAAGCCGGUGGAUAAUGUAAUGUAAUCCUUUGCAUGGGUAGUCAUGUUUUAGGCUUUUUACAAUUUGCACCUUCUUUUAGAGUGAACCAACUAGGCACUAAAGUUGAACAGAUUAUGACUGAGAUUCAUAUGAAUAUUCAUGGUUAACCCAAAAAUGAAUGUUUUGUCAUUAAUGUAAUUUUAUGAACAAAAAUAGUUACACGGAAUAUUCUCUCUUGUGUUACACAGAACUCAAACAGGUUUAGAAAAACAUGGAAUUGAGAAAAUAGUUACUAUUUUUGGGUGAACAAAAUAAUGUACAAAAAGGCAAACCAAAAAGUAAAAUGCACUUAAUUCUCAUAACUCGAAAUAUCUGCUUUCUGUGAGAAAGAGAGUAGUCUUUUAUCAACUGACCCAAUAUUCAUAUUUGCUUUUUUAAGACGCACAUAUAACCAAGACUGUUUCUGUUCACAGUGGUGCUUGGUGUGUAUCUAAUUUUAGUGUUUCUAACAAACUUCUGAUGUAUUAUGAAUUUUGUUUUGAGAUGUAUCAAACGCUUCCUAUAACACAUUAGCUGAACAGGAUUUUCUGCCAGUGACUAUAAUGAGCACUAUACAAAAUGAUUCUAAUCAGUGUCAGUUUGAGCACUUUUUUUAAUUUAAAUAUAUUUGUUCCUCUAUAUCUCUACUAGUAGAUUGCUGCCACGCACAUAUGAUCGCCUUAUAUGCCUGUGCAAGUUUGUCUGUCAGAGCGGAAGAGAAUAAGCAAAAUAUAGUUGUAUGAACAAUCUCCAGAAUGUAAUUAAAACCUUCCAAUUCAAAA